CUGAGCUGCUGAUGUCUCCCAGCAGCCCCAGUCCAUAGCAACAGGAAACCUUGGUAUAAAAAGCCUCGUCGGAGGGGGAACCCUCCUAAGUGUCUCUCAGUCGCAGCAUGACCAGGACCGAGAGCCUGAGAGUGUGGACUUAACAAAACAAUGCCCAGCCUAAUCGUCGAACCACUCAACACACAGCACUUCAUCAUGGACAGAGAUGACAGGAAGAGAAACAAGAACAUUGGAAAGAACUUUAUGUGCCGACUCCAGUGCAUGUUCUCACACUCGUCAAGCUCUGAGAGCAGGCUAAGUUUAGAAGAUACCCAACAAUGGUCACAGUCACUGGAAAGGCUUCUGGAGUCUAAAUAUGGGUUGGCCACUUUUCGUAACUUUCUGAAAUCUGAGUACAGCGAUGAGAAUAUUGAGUUCUGGCUCACCUGUGAGGACUACAAGAAGAUCAAGUCUUCGUUCAGAAUGUCCUCAAGGGCCAAGAAGAUUUAUGAGCAGUUCAUCAAAGCAGAAUCUCCUAAAGAGAUCAACAUUGACUAUCACACUCGAGAGCAGAUCAAAAGGAACGUCAAGACUCCCAACAUGCACUGCUUUGACGAUGCUCAAAAGAUAGUUUACGGGCUGAUGGAAAGAGACUCGUACCCGCGGUUCCUCCGUUCUGACAUUUAUAGAACUCUCCUGGAAAACCUCACCUCUGACGCUACGAAGGGAUGAAAACACGGCCGACGGGAGAGAGAAAGGACAUAAAACCCAUAACUGGAAUGUUUGAGCUCCUUCAGGAGGAAGGACUGGCCAACAAAGAAGGAAGGAGCGUCAAUCAGUGCGCCACAUAGACAAAAACAGAGGCCUCGCGCCUUGGUGUCGUCACUAGAUCCAGAAGCAAACUGCGCCUCAUUCCCGCUAAGGGAGGAUCCCCACACUGAGCAUCGCACACCUGUGCAACAAAAAGAAGAAGAAACAUGACCAGCCACAAUGAUAAUAACCCUGUAGCAUGUGUUUGCACUGGAUGAUAAGUCUGUGUACGUAGGCAAAUUGACUGAUUCUGACAAUGAAUGAAUCAGCGGGUGACUGACGCCUGCUCUGAUCGUGGGUUUGCGUAAGCAAACCAUGCAACGGACCUCCCUUUCCCUUCUUUGCAGAGGUGUUUCCUGUGCAGAUAGGAUGUAAGAUGCAACAGUCACACUCCAUUAGUUCUGUGUGUGUGUGUGUGUGUGUGUGUGUGUGUG
Thunnus maccoyii (southern bluefin tuna) is the source of this 1223-nucleotide messenger RNA. RefSeq names its product regulator of G-protein signaling 13-like. Bases 151 to 711 code for a protein of 186 amino acids. The transcript has 5 exons. NCBI's taxonomy places the organism in Eukaryota, Metazoa, Chordata, Actinopteri, Scombriformes, Scombridae. The record is from RefSeq and is a predicted model, not a curated record.